AUGUCGGAGCUUGAUGAAUUCGGCGAUGGCAGUGACGAAGAAGGAGAAGCAAUGACUGCAGCUGAAGUUUUACAGAAACUAGAAGAGGCAUGGCGAAAUGAGAAGUUUUCACCAGACUUAUUGGAUGCUAAAAUGGACCUGGUGGAAUGUAUGCUUGAACAGUUAGUAGAAAUGGAGGAAAAUAUAAAACGUGCCAAACGGUCCGAUAUUCGAGUCAGCAUCCACAGAAUGGAGAUUGACAGAAUUCGUUACAUCAUCAGCAGCUACCUCAGAUGCCGUCUACAGAAGGUUGAACGUUACACUGUUCACAUUUUAGAACAAGAAAGACAGAGAAAGGAAGAGGAUGCAUGUAGAAUGUCACCUGAAGAAUUUGAAUUUGCGAAAGAUUAUGCUGAAACAAUGGACAAUCAUUUCCGGUCUUUGGCUCUCAGACAUAUGCCUCCUAAUCUUCAAACACUGGAUACCAAACAGACAGCUAUGCGACCUAACAUGGACAAAUAUGUGUUUCUACAAGUAAACGAAGACACAGAAGGUGUACUGGUGGAGGAAGAAACCCUAGAGGCUGGAGAGGAGAUUGUGGACUUUCAGAAAGGUGACCAGCACAUCAUGCAGUAUAAACCCAUAUCACCGCUGGUGGCUUCUGGAGCAGUGACGCUAAUCUGAUAACAGCAAUGACUCUAAUCUGAUGGGAGCAGUGACUCUACUCUGAUGGGAGCAGUGACUCUACUCUGAUGGGAGCAGUGACUUUACUCUGAUGAGAGUAGUGAUUUUACUCUGA
Molecule: messenger RNA, 778 nt
Organism: Ylistrum balloti
Lineage: Eukaryota; Metazoa; Mollusca; Bivalvia; Pectinida; Pectinidae
Product: DNA replication complex GINS protein SLD5-like
Exons: 7
Coding region: 1-663 (220 amino acids)
Biological process (GO): DNA-templated DNA replication; double-strand break repair via break-induced replication
Cellular component (GO): GINS complex
Source: RefSeq, a predicted model, not a curated record